CUUCUUUUCUCUCCUUUUCCUCACUCCUCCCCCUCUUCCUCUUCUUACACUUUCCUUUUCCUUUGUGUUUAUCCCUUUCUUGUUCUAUAUUUCUGUUUUUUUGAUACCCUGUGGGCUGUCUGUUUGUGUGCAGUCAGCUCAUUCAAUCCAAGGACCUUCUGAAAAGGAGGUGCUGGUCUUGUCUUGUACGAGGCUUUUUUCUUUUUGAACAAACCAAUACAUUAGAAAAGAAGAGUUGCACAGUCCAUCAUGGAUCAACAACGCUUUUUGCAGCAGCUUCAGAUUGUCCUGAACCCCGCCCAGGGUAACGUCAAGGAAGCGACGGGCGUUCUUCAGCGCGAGUUCUACAAGAGCCCUGAAUCUCUCGUUCUCCUCAUCCAGAUCGCCACCGGCCAUGAGGACCCGAACCUGAGGCAGCUGGCGGCCGUCGAAAGUCGGACGCUGGUUGUCAAGCACUGGGUUUCCGUUCAGGCGAACCAGAAGCCCCAGAUCCGUGAACAACUUCUGCGUGCUGCUGUUGGCGAGAGCUCCUCUCUCGUCCGCCACUCGGUUGCUCGUGUCAUCUCUGCCAUUGCUAAGAUCGAUCUGAACGAUGGCGAGUGGGCUGAUCUGCCCAACUUCUUGCUUCAGGCCGCUAGCACCGGUAACAAGGAGGAGCGUGCCGUGAGCAUCUACAUCCUGCUCACUAUCCUGGAGACUCUAGGCGAUGGCUUUGAGGAGAAGUUUGAUGAACUGUUCCAGCUUUUCAGCAAGACCAUCAGUGAUCCCGAGAGCGAGGAGGUGCGCAUGAACACCCUCAUGGCCUUGAGCAAGCUGGCCAUGUACCUCGACUCCGAGGAGAACGUCGCUCCUGUGAAGGCGUUCCAGAACCUGAUCCCCUCUAUGGUUGCCGUUCUUAAGGAUGUUAUCACCCGUGAGCAGGAUGAUGGCAUCAUGCAGGGUUUCGAGGUCUUCCAGACUCUUCUGGGCUGUGACCCCGCUCUGUUGACCGUCCACCUCAAGGAUCUUGUUAUCUUCAUGAAUGAGCUGGCCGGAAACGUGGAGCAGGAGGAGGAUGUCCGUACCCAGGCCAUCAGUUUCCUCAUGCAGUGCGUUCAGUACCGCAAGCUCAAGAUCCAGGGCAUGCGCAUUGGUGAGCAGUUGACCCGCACGGCGCUGCAGGUUGUCACUGAGCUCGGAGAUGCUUCCCCUGCCGAUGAUGACAUUACCCCUGCCCGCUCUGCUCUUGGUCUCCUUGACAUUCUUGCACAGAGCUUGCCUCCUAGCCAGGUCGUUGUGCCCCUGCUCCAGACUCUGGGACAGUACUUCAACAAUGGCAAUGCCGACUACCGCCGUGCUGGUAUCAUGGCUCUGGGAAUGUGUGUCGAGGGUGCUCCCGACUUCAUCAGCACUCAGAUGCAGGAGAUCUUCCCCAUGGUUCUGCAGCUGCUUGCUGACCCCGAGCCCAAGGUCCGUCAGGCUUCCCUGCACGCCGUGGCUCGCUUGGCCGACGACUUGGCCGAGGACCUCAGCCAGGAGCACGAGAGACUCAUGCCCCUGCUCUUCAAGAACCUGGCCAGCGCUAUGCAGGAAUACAAGGGUGAGGAGGACGGUCCUACCGUCGACAUCAUGAAGGCCGGUAUCAGUGCGAUUGACGCUGUUGUCGACGGUCUCGAUGAGAAGGACGUUGCCCCUUACCAGGGUGAACUGGUUCCCAUCCUGCACAACCUGUUCAAGCACCCCGACUUCCGUAUCAAGGGCUUGGCUGCUGGAGCCCUGGGUUCCCUCGCCUCUUCUGCUGGCGACUCUUUCCUUCCCUUCUUCGACGACUCUAUGCAUCUCCUGCAGGAGUUUGCUACCGUCAAGGAUAGCGAGGAAGAGCUCGACCUUCGUGCCAGUGUCACUGACGCCAUGGGUGAGAUGGCCGCUGCUGCCGGCCCCGAGCGCUACCAGCCUUACGUUGAGCCUCUCAUGCGCGCUACUGAGGAGGCUCUCCACCUUGGUCACUCCCGCCUCAAGGAGAGCACCUACAUCUUCUGGGGUGCCAUGUCCAAGGUCUACGUGGAGCACUUCUCUCCCUUCCUUGAUGGCGUUGUCAAGGGUCUUUUCGCUUGCAUCGAGCAGGAUGAGACUGAUCUCGAUGUCUCCCUGGGCGCUGCCGCCAAGGAUCUCAUCGGCCAGGAAGUGACCAUCGGUGGCCGCAAGGUCCGUGUUGCCGAUGCGGAUGACGAUGAUGAUGAGCCUACCGGUGAGGAUGGUGAUAUCGAGGAUCUUGAUGUUGACGAUGAGGAUGGAUGGGAUGACAUCACUGCCACCACCCCUCUGUCCUUGGAGAAGGAAAUCGCCGUCGAGGUGAUCGGUGACCUUGUCACUCACACCAAGUCUGCUUACCUUCCCUACUUUGAGAAGACCAUUGAGAUGGUCCUUCCCUUGGCUGAACACCCCUACGAGGGCGUGCGCAAGAGCACCAUCAGCACCCUGCACCGCUCCUACGCCAUGCUGUACUGCAUUGCUGAGGAGAGCGGCCAGAUGGCCAAGUGGCAGCCUGGUCUGCCCCUCCAGGUCCAGCCCGCCAAGGAGGUCCAGAAGUUUGGUGAAAUUCUCAUGACCGCCACUGUUAAGAUGUGGACUGAGGAAGAUGAUCGUGCUACCGUCGCCGACAUCAACCGCAACAUGGCUGAGAACCUGCGUUACUGCGGUCCUUCCUUGAUCUCCAACGAGACCACCCUGCACAACGUGAUCACCAUGAUCACUGACAUCAUUACCAAGAAGCACCCUUGCCAGCUCGAGUUCGGCCCUGAAGAGGAGACCCUCGAAGCCGGUGAGGAGACUUCUGAGUUCGACUGGGUUGUCGUUGACACUGGUCUCGAUGUUGUCUCUGGUAUGGCUGCUGCUCUUGGCGCCAGCUUUGCCGAGCUGUGGAAGGUCUUCGAAAAGACUGUCAUGCGCUAUGCUGGCAGCACCGAGGCUCUUGAGCGCGCCACCGCUGUCGGUGUCAUUGCUGAGUGCAUCAACGGUAUGGGUUCCGCUGUCACCCCGUACACCGCUAGCUUCCUGAAGCUCCUUGUCCACCGCCUUGGUGAUGAGGAUACUCAGACUCGCUCCAAUGCUGCCUACGCCGUUGGCCGUCUCGUUGAGCACUCCGAAGCCAAGGACCAGAUUGUCAAGGAGUUCCCCACCAUUCUCUCUCGUCUGGAGCAGUGCCUUCACAUGAAUGUCUCCCGUCUUCAGGACAAUGCUACCGGUUGCCUGAGCCGCAUGAUCCUCCGCCACCGCGAGAACGUUCCCAUUAAGGAUGUCCUUCCCGUCCUUCUCACUAUCCUUCCCCUCAAGAACGACUACGAGGAGAACGACCCCUUGUACCACAUGAUCUGCCAGCUUUACAAGUGGGAGGACCCCACUGUCCGUGAGCUCACUCCUCAGCUCGUUCCCAUCUUCCAGGCUGUUCUCAGCGACGAGGACCAGCUGGAGGAUGAGCGCCGGGCCGAGCUCAUUGAGCUUGUCAAGUGGCUGAACCAGAUGCAGCCUGGUGCUGCCCCAUGGGCUGACCAGCUGUAAGGCAAUGAAAAAAGGAUGGAUGACGACAGCUUGAUGACCAAAUACUACUUAAUGGAUAGAUCGGGUCUCUCUACGAGGACUCUUAUGGACGACGUUAGAAGAUACCCCUGGGGAGCCAAUGAGCGAUGAACCCACAACCUAUAGAAUAUGGCUGGACAUGCUAUGAAUUAUGAACAAAAGUGGUGUAUAUAUUUUAUGAGUCAAAUCGAAUUUCGAUUCGUAUGUUCA
Messenger RNA from Aspergillus welwitschiae, 3765 nucleotides. Its product is annotated as putative importin beta-4 subunit. The coding region runs from base 250 to 3537 and encodes 1095 amino acids. Gene Ontology annotation, cellular component: cytoplasm; nucleus. Gene Ontology annotation, molecular function: small GTPase binding; nuclear import signal receptor activity. Gene Ontology annotation, biological process: protein import into nucleus. The record is from RefSeq and is a predicted model, not a curated record. NCBI's taxonomy places the organism in Eukaryota, Fungi, Ascomycota, Eurotiomycetes, Eurotiales, Aspergillaceae. The transcript has 3 exons.